AUGUCUCCGGACAUUCCGGGAUCGAGAUCGGUCAAGACCAUAAAUCGAUCCGGUUGGGUGGAAGACCAUGUGCUCACCCUUGUUUCCAGCUGCGUUGUCAAUCAGCGCGGUUUCGCCAACACGUGUGGAGUGCCCCUCGGGGCUCACAUGGACUUCCAACCACCUGCCGUACUGGGACUGCCCCGCAUAGGGCCCAACAGACCGCCGUUGCGCUGUAAUGGCUGUUCCGCCUUCCUGAACGUGUACUGCAAGACCAAUCUUCCCAAAGGCGUGUGGAAAUGCAACAUGUGCGGUACGGUCAACAUCCACAAGGAUCGGAUGGGGGAGGCCACGGAGGUGUCGGCCUUUCCCGAGCUGUGCUCUGAGGCGGUGGAGUACGUGGCGCCUCUGCCCCUCUCCCACCCCAUCAGCCUCCCCUCCUCCCCCUCCUCUCCUCCCUCCUCCCCCCCCAACCCGAACCAAACCCGUCCCGCGCCCCACUUGGUGUUUGCGGUGGAUACCUCGUUGGAGAGUAGGGACCUGCAGGCCGUACGUGAGGCCCUUCUGGACAACCUCCGAAACCCCUCCCUGGACCCAACUACCCUCGUCUCCCUUGUUACCUUUGACGGUUGUGUUGCCGUACACAACCUGGGAGUCCAACGGUGCAGCCACGUGCUUCCGGCUUCCGCCGGCGGCGCUGUACCGCUCUCCCUGGACCUGCAAUCUGCCGUACAGCAGCUCUUGGACCGUCACUGCGUCGCUACCGCCGCCAGGCGGGCUGGCGCCGCCGGCGCCACCGCUGCCGCCGCCGUCGCCGGCGGCGGCGUCCUGGUUUCGGAGGCUGGGUUUUGUGCUUCCCACCUUCCCGGGGUGUUGUCGGGUUUGCGUACGGUACAGUCAGAUGUGCCUGUACGAGCAAGGGCCAGUCGUGUGAUCGUACUGGCGGGCGGCCCACCGACCCGUGGGCCGGGAGCGGUUCCGCUGGAGUUGCUGGACCAGGCUGUCUCUGAGAAGGGUCGUGGCGCGGAGAACCGUCUGAUGGCUGCGGCUCUGGAUGUGGGGGCGGCGCUGGGCGACAUGGCCGCGAAAAUCGGCGUGGCGGUGGAUAUCUUCACGAGUGUGCCUACGGGGAUCAACGCCCGGCUCCUCACUGCCAUCUCCCACGGCUGCGGGGGGGAGUUCAUGCCACAAAACACACACACACUCCCCCACGUGGAGGUGGCAGUGGAGGUGGAGGUGGAGGUGGAGGUGGAGGCUGGUCGGUGCGCUUCCUUGCGACUGGAGGUGACGCGGGAUUUGACGGAGGUGCCCUCGCUGCUGCUGCAGGUUGCCCUCCACUUCGUCGACCCCGUGGCCCGCUGUCGUGUCGUACGAGUUGUUACUCGCCGUAUUGCGGUGGUUGAGAGUCGCGUGGAGUUCCUCCGCGGCGUCAACCCGGUGGCCGCCGCGGCCCUCCUGGGGAAGAGGGCGGCGCUGGACGCCAAGAAGGCGGGGGCGUUCAGGGACGCCCGUAAGGCUGAGGAGGCCAGGUACUUGUUGGCGGCCCAGCUGGCGCUGGUGGCGACCCGCUGCGGGCAGGAGGGGCAGGCCAGUCGCGGCGUGUUGGGUUUUGGCGGUCGUAAGAGCUGGCAGUGGCCGGCUGAGCUGAUGCCGCUGGCGUACGCGCUUUACCACAUGCAACGGGGUCCGCUGCUGGGGCCGCCGGCGCCGCCGCCGCCAGGCACCUUCCCCGCCGCGGCCCACUCGCACCUCCACAGCUUGUGGGACUCGGAUGCGCGCCUGGCGAACUUGAACGCGCUGCUGAGAACGGCCUGGGGUGACGCAUAUCGAGCCAUGUCGCCGAAGCUGUAUGUCGUACUGCCGUCCAGCGGCGGCGGAGGCGGCGGCAAUCGUGCUAGCGCGCCGGCGCAGACGCCGCAGUUGGUGGCACUGCCGUGCGUUAGCCUGGCGGCAGUGAUGGCGCGCACCGCGCCGCUGUUGCUUGACGUCGGGACUGCCGUACUGGUGAGCCCGACGGAGGAGCCGGGCCACGUGCAUGGCGACGCCGAUGGUGACGGCGGCGGCAGCGGGGGUUUGACGCCGGCGCUGCUCGCCGCGGCGAUGGCGGCGGUAGCGGCCUCAAGCUCUUCGGCGACGGCUGCCAUGGGGCCCCAGGGCGCCGUCGCCGCUGCCUCCGCCGCCGCCGUGUCGCGCUUUCCGGUGCCCUCAGUCGUCUUCACGCCGGGCGCCCAGGCCGGCGGCGGCGCUCUGGCAAAGAGAUUGAUUCCCGUACACUUGGACAGCUAUCCCGACCAAUGUAUGCAGCACCCGCAGCUGCAGCAGCUGGGACUGGCGGUGGCGGCGCAGCUAUCGAAGCAGUUGACGGAGGGCGCGGCGGCGACGGCAGCGGCGGCCGCCGCAGGGCUGCCGCCGGCGCAGGCGAAACAGGCUGCCGCGGCGGCGGCGAGCUUUGUGGAAUGGUGUCGUACUGUACAAGUACGGCCGUUUCCGGUGCAGUAG
Messenger RNA from Volvox carteri f. nagariensis, 2478 nucleotides. RefSeq lists its product as uncharacterized. The transcript is spliced from 14 exons. Bases 1 to 2478 code for a protein of 825 amino acids. The record is from RefSeq and is a predicted model, not a curated record. Lineage: Eukaryota; Viridiplantae; Chlorophyta; Chlorophyceae; Chlamydomonadales; Volvocaceae. Gene Ontology annotation, cellular component: endoplasmic reticulum exit site; COPII vesicle coat. Gene Ontology annotation, molecular function: zinc ion binding; GTPase activator activity. Gene Ontology annotation, biological process: intracellular protein transport; endoplasmic reticulum to Golgi vesicle-mediated transport; COPII-coated vesicle cargo loading.